Molecule: messenger RNA, 3327 nt
Organism: Branchiostoma belcheri (Belcher's lancelet)
Lineage: Eukaryota; Metazoa; Chordata; Leptocardii; Amphioxiformes; Branchiostomatidae
Product: spondin-1-like
Exons: 20
Coding region: 163-2850 (895 amino acids)
Molecular function (GO): protein binding
Source: RefSeq, a predicted model, not a curated record
UCUAAGCGAGGGAAGGUGGUUUUCCGGGUUUGUGGAGCAGAAAUUUGUGUUUGCGGAGUUUUUGUUCGGACCACUCUAGAUUAAACGGGCUGUUUAAGAACCUUCUUACCAUCGCAGCAACCAGACUGGAGGACACGGGUUCGAAUCCCACGAGAUGUGAAGAUGUGUGCGGGAUGGAGGACACCGUGGGCUCUGCUCGUACUGGUCACCGCGGGGUGGACCGGGGUUGUACGGGGGUACCCCGACGGGUCGCCCGGGAACUUCUGUAACCGGGUCCCGAGCGGACACGGAGCGGCCAAACAUCGAGGGGACAACGGCUUCGCCAUCAAGGUAGAGGGGCAGCCGGAGAGCUACGUACCGGGAGAGGUCUAUACAGUGUUGAUCACCAGCACUAGCCCAGUGCAGUUCCGUGGGUUUAUGCUGGUGUCCACAGCUCAAGAAGAUGAGACCAAACCACUUGGAACUUUCCAGCUGGUUGAUCAAGAAGAGACGAAGAUGACAGCUGGCUGUCCGACUGCCGUCACGCACAAACGCAGCGGACUGAAACAGCGCGUGGAGUUCCUGUGGGUCGCGCCCGAGGAGGGGUCAGGAUGUGUGACCUUCAGGGCUACAGUCGUGCAAAGCCGUCUCAUCUGGUUUAUGGAUGAUGGAGCAUUGGCUCUGACUCUGUGUGAAGAAAAUGAUGUUGCAGUAAUGCCGAAGAUGAAUGAAAAGAAGGAAGUAGCGAACUGUACGGCCUGUGGAGCAGGAAAGUACCGCAUGACGUUCUACGGACUGUGGUCGCAACACACUCACCCAAACGACUACCCCAAAUAUGGCACCCACUGGUCUGCUAUCAUUGGUGCAACCCACAGUAAGGACUAUACCAUUUGGGAGUACGGGGGGUACUCCACAGAGGGAGUGAAACAGGUGGCAGAGUGGGGCUCUCCAACUAAACUAGAACGGGAAAUGAAAGAACAGGGGAACAAGAUCAGGACAGUAGUGAAGACAGACCCCCAGUGGCCUGCUUACGAACCCAGGAACAUCAAGGCGCCAGUUUCCUCGGACUUCGGAGUGGACAGCGAACACCACCUGCUGUCCUUCCUCACCAUGCUGGGACCCAGUCCCGACUGGAACGUCGGACUCAGCAACUUUGACGUCUGCCAGGGCGACCAAUGGCUGGACAGGACAGAGAUGGACCUGUACCCUUGGGAUGCUGGGACAGAUUCUGGCAUCACUUACGAGUCAGCAAACUCUCCCACAAUUCCACGGGAGAAGAUCCGACCAAUCACAAGCCAGGACCCGAAGAAUCCUGCCUCCCCUUGGUACAACGCUCGAGGCAAGUCGUUCCCGCCGGUCGCGAGGAUCGUGAUUGAGCGGACAGGAAUCAUGGACAACGGCUGUCACGGGAAGACAUCUAAAGAUGAUGAAGAAGAUAUCAACAUAUUCAGCGAGGAAUUGUCCAAAUCUGAGAAGAAGGAAAGGAAGAGGAACAAGGACAGGAACCGUGGACGUGACAAGGGACACGAUCGCCACGGACAUGACCACGACAGUAGCCGCAAACUCACGAAGGGCGACCUAACCAUUUCCAUGGGAACCAUGGCAGUAAACUCGACGGCAAUAAAGAUCUGGUGGGCCCCGCCCUCUAAUGUCCACUCGAGCAUUCUGGGAUACCUGGUGUACUACCAGGAGGGACAGAAACUGCUGGGACCAAACGUUCUGGAGAUCCCAGAUGGAGAAACAACGCAAAUCGUGCUUGGUGGUCUGGAGCCUGAAUCCCCCUACACUAUCCGUGUGGUGGCCUAUACCAUGGAGCAGUCUAACAUACAGAGUGAGCCAGCAAUGGUCACUACACUACCAGACACGAGUAUGGUGGACGUGCCGUGCCUGUACAGCCCGUGGUCGGAGUGGUCAGACUGUAGCGUCCAGUGUGGGAAGGGAGUGAGGAAGAGGAACCGAGGUCUGAAGUCCCUGCCCAGCCCCAUGUGUACAGAUGAGCUGGAGCAGACAGAACAGUGCAUGGGACCCAGGCCCAGCUGUGAUGUGGAAGUACUGGAGACUCCCCCAGAGGACCUGACAGCCAUCCCGGUGGAGGGGCUGCCGACUGUGGUGCAGCUCGCCUGGCAGCCGCCAGAGGAAGCGCAGGGAACCAUCAUGGAUUACUUUGUGUUCUACAUCAAGGAGAAUUCCACAGACUGGAAGACUGUCCAGGUUCCUGGGGACCAGCUGACCUUGACCCUGACUGACCUUGUACCGGGAAGGUCGUACUACUUCCGUGUCCAGGGUAGAAAUGCCCUCGGUGUGGGACCUGUGUCAGACCCCAUCAUAUACAACCCAAAACAAGCGGCUGAGCAGCAGAGAAAAAUGCAGUCACCAGUCUGGGAACAGGACUUGUUCGGCGGAGAGAAGGACGACAAGCGGACAGACAUGGCCGUCGUGGACCUGAAUGCCGCGUACGAGUUUGAAGAUUAUGAGAUCGAUGAAGUCCAGCCCGAUCACAAACAGCACGAAAACGAUGACGAGAAGAAAGCCAUAGACUGUAUGGUGUCUGAUUGGUCAGACUGGGCCCCAUGCUCGAGGAGCUGUGGCAGAAAGGGAGGGGUGCAGCAGCGUACGAGGGAGACCAAACAGAAGCCUAAACAUGGCGGCGAGACAUGUCCCCCUCGCAAGGAGACACGCAGGUGCAAUGUCGGCAGGAAAUGUCCCAAACACUGUAAGCUGGGUAAGUGGGAUGCGUGGUCGGAGUGUACAGUGACGUGUGGGGAGGGGGUACAGAUGAGGACGCGUCCCGUGUUCAGAGAACCCAAGUAUGGCGGGCGGGAGUGCAGCUCCACGCUCCAGAAAAGGGUGUGUCUCCGAGAGGACUGCUAGACAUGUGCAACAAGUAAACAGGCGGCCACCACUGAGUCACAGAAUGCUGUACAAGUGCAAGUUUUCCCCAGACUGUAAAUAUUUGUGGACGGCCGCCAAUUUCCUCGCGAGAACCACUCCAAAUGACGCAGGACGUUAAGUCAUAUUUUGUGCAACUUGUUGCAAAGUGCAAAAUAUUCCGUUGUCUUCUUAUUAUAACAAGUAACAAAUUUAAACAGGUUUAUAUUAUACAUCACACUAUUAACUUCAUUGUUGCACUACGUAUACAUAUAUUACAUGAUAUUCAGGUUAGUUAUAUUAACCUUAACUUAUUGUUAAUAGUUCAACUUAACUGUAUUAGCCAUAGACUUUAUUGAACUUUAGAGUAUUCGUUAUAUCUUGUAUCUAUAGGGUAUCAACUAUUUUAAGUUGAUAUGCUAACAGUGCAAAACUUUUAUGUAUCAAAUUGAUAUUUGUGGCUAGAUUCUUUUUGCCUAA